AUGUCAGCCACUGAAAAAGCCCAGGAGAUCCAAGCAGAAGACCCUCAUGCCAACUCAACAGCAGCCGAAAUCAAGAGAUCUAUCACCAUUGAUACCCUCCACAACGAUGAGGCUGUAAAGGUGCUUGCUAAUUACACAGGACCGGAGACCUGGGACCAAAAGGAGGAGAAGCGACUCGUUAAGCGGAUUGACAGACGUCUUUUACCAAUUCUCUGCACGACGUAUGGAAUACAAUACUACGACAAGGCUAUGCUGUCCCAAGCGGCACUAUUCGGCUUAAGAGACGACCUAGCCCUAGAGAUAGGCAAUCGCUACUCCUUCUCCGCCUCCAUCUUCUAUCUCGGCUUCAUCGCCGGCGCAUAUCCUGCGGUCCUAAUGGCACAACGCUUCCCCAUCGAGCGUGUGGCCGCCGGCAUUGUCUUCCUCUGGGGUCUCUGCCUCAUGUGUAGUGCAGCAUGCCACAACUACCAAUCCUUCUACGCCCAACGCUUCUUCCUGGGCUUCCUUGAGUCCGGCAUCAGCCCAAUGUGCAUGUUGGUGGUCGGGCAAUUCUACAAGAAGGAUGAACAGGCUCUUCGAAUGGGAGCUUGGUUCUGUUGUACUGGUUAUGUGUCCAUUGUAGCACCCGUGAUCAACUACGGCUUGGGCCACAUUCACGGUGCCUACUCGCCAUGGAGGUAUAUGUACCUCGUGGGUGGGGCCAUCACGAUCAUCUGGUCUGUGGUGAUCCUUUUCUUCAUGCCUCCAGACCCGAUCCGAGCGAGAUGCCUGAACGAGCGAGAACGAUAUAUUGCCGUCGCCCGCCUGCGAGUCAAUAACUCGGGUGUUCGGAACACCCAUUUCAAGAAGGAACAAGUAUUCGAAUUGCUUGUGGAUGUCAAGUUUUGGGUCAUGUUCGCCAUGACGUUCCUCAUGAUGAUAGCCAAUGGCCCCGUGUCGACGUUUACGCCCAUCAUCAUCGCCGGCUUCGGCUACAAUACGCUCAACUCCCUGCUCUUGGUCAUGCCUGCGGGCGCCAUCAUCGGAUCAGUAGAACUCGGCGCCGCGUACGUCGCGUACAAAUUACCCAAGGCCCGCGCAUACAUUGUGUUUGUAUGCCAACUAUCCACCAUCCUCGCCUCACUUUUGUUGUGGCUCCUCCCGCGCGACGCCCAGGGAGGUCUACUUUAUGGCGUUUUCACAUUGGCCUCGUUCGGCGGUGGCUACGCCGUGCUCAUGGGCUUGCAAAUCGCCAACACGGCGGGCUACACGAAGCGCAGUGUUUCUAGUUCGGGAAUGUUUGUGGGCUAUUGUCUUGGCAACUUCGUCGGCCCUCUUCUCUUCAAGCGCAAAGACGCACCGGGCUACGGCCCCGGAUUCCUCGGUGUGGUCGUCACAUCGGCCGUCGCCGCCGGUCUAGUGCUGGUCUACCGCUUCCUGUGCGUCUGGGAGAACAAGAAGCGCGAUAAAGCCGGCACGCUCGAAGCAUUCGAGCACGCUUACGAGGACGACUUGACGGACAUCAAGAACCCGCAGUUUCGAUACCAACUCUGACCGCGAAGCACAGUACAUUCGGAGUUACUGUGUAGACUGCGCGCGGCCCCCUUGCAUGAUCACCGG
This is a messenger RNA of Exophiala xenobiotica, 1599 nucleotides long. RefSeq lists its product as uncharacterized. Gene Ontology annotation, biological process: transmembrane transport. NCBI's taxonomy places the organism in Eukaryota, Fungi, Ascomycota, Eurotiomycetes, Chaetothyriales, Herpotrichiellaceae. The transcript has 7 exons. The record is from RefSeq and is a predicted model, not a curated record. Gene Ontology annotation, cellular component: membrane. Gene Ontology annotation, molecular function: transmembrane transporter activity. Bases 1 to 1533 code for a protein of 510 amino acids.